UCACCGUGGAAGAAGGAGCAGAGAGGCAGCUGGUCUCCGACAUGGCUAAAGAAGGAGCAGAUAUGACAGAGGAGACGGAGUACAUGUUGGACAGGAACGUGGGGAAAGAAGCGGAAAGCCCGGAGUCGCCCGGCGAUGCCAAAGAAAUGCGAGCGGUGGUCCUGGCGGGUUUCGGGGGUCUCAACAAACUCAGAGUGACCAAGAAGGCAAUGCCCGAGCCUCAGGAAGGUGAAGUGAAGAUCCGCGUCAAAGCAUGUGGCUUGAAUUUCCUGGAUUUGAUGGUUCGUCUGGGGACUAUUGAUAAUCCCCCCAAACCUCCCAUUGUCCCUGGAUUUGAAUGCUCCGGAAUAGUAGAAUCAGUGGGUGAAAACACUCUGGGAUUUGAGAUAGGUGACAGAGUUAUGGCCUUUGUGAAUUACAACGCCUGGGCAGAGGUGGUGUGUGCGCCAGUGGAUUUUGUCUUCAAGAUGCCAGAUGAAAUGACUUUUGCUGAGGCGGCGGCGUUCUCGCUGAACUUUGUGGCCGCCUAUAUGAUGCUCUUUGAGGUGGCCAAUCUUCGAGAAGGGAUGUCAGUUUUAGUCCAUUCAGCUGGAGGUGGUGUAGGUCAAGCCGUCGCUCAGCUGUGCUCCACCGUGUCUAACGUCACAGUGUUUGGGACUGCGUCGUGUUUCAAACACGCCGCCAUCAGAGACUCGGUGACUCACCUCUUUGACAGAAACGUCGACUACUUACAAGAAAUCAAAAAGAUUUCUCCGGAGGGGGUGGACAUUGUGUUGGACUGUCUGUGUGGGGAGAACACGGGGAAAGGUCUGAGUCUGCUGAAGCCUCUGGGAACUUACGUCCUGUAUGGCGCGUCAAACAUGGUGACUGGGGAAACAAAGAGUUUCUUCAGCUUUGCAAAAUCUUGGUGGCAGGUGGAGAAAGUGAAUCCUAUAAAACUAUACGAGGAGAACAAAGUCAUAGCUGGAUUUUCACUCCUCAACCUCCUCUUCAAACAGGGGAGAUGUAGUCUUGUGAAAUCAGUCAUGGACAAACUGUUGGGUCUCUAUAAGCAGAAGAAGAUCAGGCCUGUGGUGGACUCGCUGUGGGCGCUGGAGGAGGUCAAAGAGGCCAUGCAGAGAAUUCAUGACAGAGGAAACAUAGGAAAGCUCAUACUGGAUGUUGAGAAGUCCCCCACCCCUCUGAUGGCCAGUGACAGCACGGAAACCAGCGAAGCAGGAGAGGAGGAAGAGGAGCCUGAGGGAGACAACGACAGCAAGGAGCGAAUGCCUUUCAUCCAUUAGACCCAAUGAAACCCGCCGCCACGCCCCGAGAACGUGCAGAGGCUGCACAGAUUCAGAAACACAGCCACACGAAAGAGUACAUGAGUAUGCAUGUGCUGUAUGCAUGAAUGUAGGUAUGUAUGGAUUUAUGUGUGUGUGUGUGUGCCUUUUGUGUGUUGCCUGUCAAUUGAUUAGUCGAGCAAAGCGUAGACAUUGCAUGUCUGGACAAAUGUUUGACAAACCAUUUUCAGAGCAGUGUUACAGUUUUCA
Molecule: messenger RNA, 1532 nt
Organism: Salarias fasciatus (jewelled blenny)
Lineage: Eukaryota; Metazoa; Chordata; Actinopteri; Blenniiformes; Blenniidae
Gene: vat1l
Product: vesicle amine transport 1-like
Exons: 9
Coding region: 42-1283 (413 amino acids)
Molecular function (GO): oxidoreductase activity; zinc ion binding
Source: RefSeq, a predicted model, not a curated record